CUACGAGCUUCAAGGUCUCUCCAAAUCACUUGAAACCUCUGAAACCUUCCACAUCAGUCUCCCCAUCAACCUCCAGCAGACAUCCUGUAUUCGCAGGCUUCAACACCUCCUCAAACCACCACCGUUCAAGCUCCGCCAUGACCGGAUCCCAGAGCAUCGCAAUCCGGCCCGCUCACGACGAGACGGGAAGGGAAUACUUCCACCACUCCAGUGGCCAGCGUAUCAGUACCGACACUGUCAUCGUGGAAGCUCUCCGGAAGCAGUAUCCGGAGCUCAACGUUGUCGUCUCCCCACAAGGCUCCUGCAACCUCCUCGCCUUCGCAGAUGCCGGCCACGCCUCUGCUAUCCCUAUCGAGGACACCGCCGAUCCUGUCUACGCACCUAUAAAAUGGCGCCAGUACAUACCCCCGGCACGCCGUCUAGACCACGGAGCCGGCGUGCUAGCCGACUUCGUCCUCUUCGGCAAAUACGUCUACAAAUACAACGGCCACGAGUUCCUGCUUUACGUCGCAAACGGACGUGAUGGGUCUAGCGCAUACCCACAAAUCACAAACAACUACAUCCUCACGAAAGAGGAGCGGCCGGCAGACGAAUUGAUUAUUGCGGCGACAAAGUACGGCCAGGAACUACAUAACGAGGUCUGGGUUUUCGAUGGGGGGUAUUGGCAGAAGAGCGGGGAGCUGUGGCAGAGCGUGCAGCAUUCGAAGUGGGAGGAUGUGAUAUUGGAGGAAGGCAUGAAGAAGGCGAUCAUUGAUGAUGUGGAGAAUUUCUUUGAUUCGCGGGAGACGUAUAAGAGGUUGAAGGUGCCAUGGAAGAGGGGGAUUAUCUAUUACGGGCCGCCGGGGAAUGGGAAGACGAUUUCGAUCAAAGCGAUGAUGCAUGCGUUGUAUAAGCGAAAGGAAGCUGUGCCGACUCUUUAUGUUCGGACUCUUAGUAGUUUUGCUGGCCCAGAGUACUCCCUAGGCCAAAUCUUCAGUAAGGCUCGCCGGGAAGCCCCCUGCUACCUCGUCUUCGAAGACCUUGACAGCAUCGUCUCCGACAGCGUGCGCUCUUACUUCCUAAACGAAGUUGACGGCCUGCGAAGCAACGAUGGUAUCCUGAUGGUCGGCAGCACCAACCACCUCGACCGUCUGGACCCCGGAAUUUCAAAGCGUCCUAGCCGCUUCGACCGCAAGUACUACUUUCCAGACCCAAGCUUAGAGGAGCGCAUCGCGUACUGCCACUACUGGCAAGGCAAGCUUUCCGACAACGACGAUCUUGAUUUCCCGGACAAGCUUUGCACUGCAAUUGCUAAGAUCACGGACAAAUUUAGUUUCGCGUAUAUGCAAGAGGCUUUCGUAGCGGCGCUGCUGGCUAUUGCGGUGUCACAGGGUGCGCCUAAUAUCGACAUGUAUGCUGGGCCUGAGGCUAUGAGUGUUGUUACUUCGAGGAUGUCUAGCUAUACGCUUGUGAGGGAUGACCCUGGAUUGGAUGACUUGGUGCUCUGGAAGGAGAUCAAGAAGCAGGUCAAGAUUCUCCGAGAGGAAAUGGACCAAUAGAGGAUUAUUUCUUGAGCUGGAGCUUCUUAUUUUCGGUUGGCGUUUUGGUAUUGGACAAUAUUGGACUAUAUGCAGCAAAAGCUGUGACGAAUCAAUCGCAGUGUCGAAAAGGCAGCACUAAGCCUUGCAUUUCAACACAGCCUUGCACUGUUGUACCUGAUAGACUCUGUACCUGACAGACUGCUUCCCCUCAUUGAGACAUCACGUGCUAUGUGCGUGGAGGGGUUCGCUCUGGACCUUCCCGUGAACCC
Mytilinidion resinicola is the source of this 1789-nucleotide messenger RNA. RefSeq names its product P-loop containing nucleoside triphosphate hydrolase protein. The transcript is spliced from 3 exons. The coding region runs from base 138 to 1538 and encodes 466 amino acids. Gene Ontology annotation, biological process: protein import into peroxisome matrix. Lineage: Eukaryota; Fungi; Ascomycota; Dothideomycetes; Mytilinidiales; Mytilinidiaceae. The record is from RefSeq and is a predicted model, not a curated record. Gene Ontology annotation, cellular component: peroxisomal membrane; cytosol. Gene Ontology annotation, molecular function: ATP binding; ATP hydrolysis activity.